GAAGUGCUACAGAGGGCUAGAGUCUGGGUGAGAUUCAUCUCUGAAGCACUUUUCUUUUGCUGAGAGACCAGAGUGCUUCCUGGACAUGACCUUGCCAAAUACAGGACGAGCCUUUAAACUUCAGAGAGAAGGUGUAAAAGAUGAAGAAAGGAUGGAUCUCUAGCACAAGGAGCUGUGAGAAGCCAGCUGGCAGCAGGAGCAUGCACCAGCCAUGUCUGGUUUUUGGCCACGAGGUGCCUCCAGGUGAGCUGUGUUGGAGUGCUGCCAAGAGGGGUUGCUGCCUCCCUGCUCUCCCAUUUCAGAUCGAGCACAAGAUGAGCUUCGCAUUCCGUGAGGGACAAAGAGCGAAGCAGGACAACUCCUGCAGUUCUGCAACAGGAGACAAAAUGAACACGAAGCCAGGGGAAGAUGAGGAGAAGGAGCAGGAUAUUAUGAUCGGCGUAGCACAGCAUUUACGAUGGGAACGGCACAGGAUUUCUACAGGCAGAGUCGGCGUAGCACAACUCACAGGUAGCACCGAGUUUCUAACACAGCUGACCUCAUGGGCCGCACUCUGCGCUGUCACGCCUCCCGCCCCUGUGCCGGGGCCACCACCAGCACCGGGCUGGCCGGGUGCCUGGGACAUUCAAGGCCGGGGAGGGGGGAGUAACCGGCCUGGCGCCCGGGAACCUUGGGGAGGGGAAGAAGAAAUCUGUUUGGUUUAUCUGCUUGGUGCACGGGACCUUCGGGGCCUGAUAACAAGGGGAAGGGAACGAAUACGUGACCCGCUCGGUCACAGAGAAGGGCUGCUUGCGUCAUAA
Messenger RNA from Grus americana (Whooping crane), 800 nucleotides. RefSeq lists its product as uncharacterized. The coding region runs from base 141 to 800 and encodes 219 amino acids. The record is from RefSeq and is a predicted model, not a curated record. The transcript is spliced from 6 exons. NCBI's taxonomy places the organism in Eukaryota, Metazoa, Chordata, Aves, Gruiformes, Gruidae.